Molecule: messenger RNA, 378 nt
Organism: Paramecium pentaurelia
Lineage: Eukaryota; Ciliophora; Oligohymenophorea; Peniculida; Parameciidae
Source: the annotation of a GenBank genome assembly
AUGAUCAAUUUUCUUAAUGAAAUUACUCCAACAGAAUAAGGAAAUUAAAUUAAAAGUAUGAUAGAAAAAAAAAAACUUGAGUAAACUAAUUUAAAUUAGCUAUCAAGGAUUAUAUUUUACAGAAAUCAUCAAAGAAAAUGCAAGAUGAUAAGUAUUAUGAUAUAAUUACUUGUUUAAUGGAGAAAUUAAUGUUAUCAACACAUUAAAUAAAUGAAUUAAUUAUGUAAAAAAUUUGAUUUGAUUAUGAAAUUUUUGAGAUCAUUAUGGAAUAUGAUUUAGCAAAAAGCUUUUAAAUAACAAUUAAUUUAUUUUAUUUCAACAAUGUUAUAAACCAAAGGGAAAUGUCACAUUAAAUAAAAGUAUUUAACCAAAUUUUGA